This is a messenger RNA of Diorhabda sublineata, 5174 nucleotides long. It is a transcript of the gene Unc-76, whose product is annotated as fasciculation and elongation protein zeta-2. The coding region runs from base 96 to 1307 and encodes 403 amino acids. The record is from RefSeq and is a predicted model, not a curated record. The transcript is spliced from 7 exons. Gene Ontology annotation, cellular component: axon; cytoplasm. NCBI's taxonomy places the organism in Eukaryota, Metazoa, Arthropoda, Insecta, Coleoptera, Chrysomelidae.
ACAUUCUAUAAUAUCCUUUGGAAUCAACUUCGAUUUACUGUGCUUCUGUCAGACUGCGUAGUGGCCGGGGUGGAUAGUGUUGUGCUGUGUUCGCGAUGCGUGAUUUGGCCACUAAAAUGGCUGAAUUAAAAUUUGAGGCUCCAUUAGCGCAAUUCGAAGAAACCGAUGAAUGGGGUUCGACGGAAUUUCAAACAGCAAAUUUCAAAAACGAAGAAAAUCUCAAUAAUAUAAACAAAAAAAAGCACGACAUCAACGAUGUUUUGAACGACUUUAAAGAAGACAUACUCAAUAAUUCUAUACCCCAAAAAGUGCCCGCUAAGACACUUAUUCUGAAAAACGGCGAGACCCAAUCGGUGGCUGAUAAUUUUACCGAAACUUUUUCUGGAUCUUUGGAGGAUUUAGUAAAUACUUUCGAUGAAAAAAUCACGAAAUGUUUCGGAAAUUACGAGGAAUCUGUAGAAAAAUUGGCACCUGUUCAAAUUAGGUCCCAAGAAGAAAUUAUGAAUGAAUGCCAAAUGUGGUGGACGUUGACGGGAAACUUCGGUAACAUUUUGCCUAUCGAUUGGUCGAAAACGUACGCUAGGAAACUACAAAUCAAUGCUCUGCAUUUGGAUCAGCAGGAUCCUCAAACACCCGAAGACGACCUCGAUUUGAGUUCUGAAGAUGAAGCGGUUGCUAGUGACCUAGAUAUGCACGCUCUAAUUCUUGGUGGAAUGAACCAAGAAGCAGACGAACCCUUAAAAACCGCCGAAGAAGUAAUAAGAGAAAUCGACGAUAUGAUGCAAGACGAUUUGAGCUCUAUUGAUGGAAAUCCCGAUGGUAGAGAAGGCCAAAUAGAAAAUAAUGAGGUGUUAGAAAAAGCGAAGGAAGUAUUAAGUUCACCAUUAUAUGAAGACAAAUUACGCGAUUUGAGUUUGAGCCAAUUGAACGAACUGUUUCUCGAAUUAGAAGUAUUGAUAAGAGAAUUUUCCGAAACGUUGAUAUCCGAAUUGGCGCUUAGAGAUGAAUUGGAGUACGAGAAAGAGUUGAAGAAUACGUUCAUUUCUCUGUUGUUAGCAGUUCAAAAUAGACGAAGACAGUACCAUGUCGAAAAGAAGAGAUCGGCCAAAAAUUCUUCCACGAAACUUCAAAACGGCAUUGAUCCGAAGUAUUUAACUACCGUAAUUCCUUACCAUAUAAGCGACGGGCCACCGGAUAACCAAAGUUUACAAGUCCUCAUUAAAAUACUGAAAGCUAUAAACGAAGAUAGUCCGACAGUACCGACUUUAUUGACAGAUUAUAUAUUGAAAGUAAUAUGUCCGACAUAGAGGACGUUUUAGUUAAUAACCAUUCGUUAUUUAGUGAAGAAGCUUUCGAUUGAUGCAGCAGCACAUUAUUUCUACGGUCUCUCUGUCUCUAUUUUACUCUUUGAUAUAUUAAAUAUUUAUUUGUGUUGUAAAUAUUUGAACUCGGAACGUUCUAGUCUAAAGUCUUGCGAGUUGAUUAAAUAAUUUUAAGAUUUUAUUGUACCUUUGAUUGUCUAUGCACACAAAAGAAUAAUUUCUAGUGCAAUAUAUCAUAAGUGUAUAUUUUGUUAGUUUUUAAGAAAAUCGAUGGUGAUUGACAGUUAUUUAUUUGACAUUUGGUGGAGUUGACUUAAUUUUCAAAAAAAAUUGUGAUUUUAUUAUACAGUGACUAUAUCUCAAAAUAUUAAAUCGUUUUUAAUUAAAAAAUUGAUUGGGAUGAAUUUGAAUACACGGAAUUUACCUACACUAACUUUUGGUAACAUUUAUCAACUGAUUUAUUUAAAUACAUUUUACAAAAUUUCUAACUUUACAUCAUCCUUGUUUUGAAAAUUCACGUUUAAAGGUUUUUGUGAAGCGAUUAUAUUAAUUUCUGGUAAAAAGUUUGUUGAAUUCAUUGCGAUUUUAUUGUGCAGUGACUAUAUCUCAAAAAUUGUAAUUAAAUUGUUUUUAAUCAGAAAAUUGGUUUGGAAGAAUUUGCACACACGUAAUUUAUCUACACACUAACUAUUCGCUAACACUUAUCAACUAAUUUAUUUGAAUAAACUUUAUAAAAUUACAAACUUUUACAUCCUUGCUUUGAAAAUCACGUGUAAAGGUUUUUAUAAAGAGAUUAUCUUAUUUCUGGUAAAAAAUUAGUAAAAGAGAGAUAAAACAUGCAAUCACAGAAGUAGUGUAUGGAAAGUAUGGAAAAGUACCAGGAUACCAUAAAGCAACUUUAGAAAUGAUUAAAAAUAUGGCGAAAAAAGGAAAAGAUGUGACGUUUCAUAUUUUCAUUAAAGCUUCAAUAAAGCUUCUAUAGAAGAUGAAGCACUCAAACUGGCAGAAGGAAUUAAUAGUAACAAAAUUCAAAAAGGUUGAUACAAAGUAGUGCAAUAGCUACCGAGGAAUAACAUUAAUUAUUACAGCGAUGAAAAUGAUGGAAAAUAUUAAAGAAAAGAUAUAGAUUAACAGUAGGAGACACAUUUGGAGAAUCACAGAAUGGAUUUUCAAAUGGGAAGAAGCACCUAAGAUCACGUAUUCAAUAUAAAACAGAUGACAGAUAAAGCAAAGCAAGAAAAGAAGAAAUUGUAAGUGUCCUUCUUGAUUUAGAAAAAGCCUUUGAUAGGGUACCUAGAGAGAAAAUAUGAAAGAUAGUGGUCGAAAGAAGAGUUUAUGUAAAAAUUAUAAAAAUUUGCGAUUACCAGAUGAUUAGAACAAUGCUGCAAUAUGCAUAGGCAUAGGAGCAUAACGUAUAUAACUUAAAAGUUAUGGCCAGAUUAAUAAGUAAAACACGACGGACCAAUUUUUCAUCUUAUAAACAAUACAGAGUAAUAAUUUUUGCUGUUAUCACCAAAAAUAUAUUGACAUGAGUCAAAUUGACUAACCUAAGCUAACUUAAUCUCCUUUAAGUGUGUUAGCGUCCUCCAUCCCUUGUAAAAUUGUUAAUUUGAAAUAUUUUGUGUCAUAACAACGACUAUAAUAGGUUAUACGUAAAAAAUGUAUAGGACGCUUUUUGUAGAGUCCUUUACGAGGUUCAUGUUUGUUUGAAACUUUUUCCUCUGAAAUUAUUAAUUAGUAGGAUUGUUAUAUCUUUGUAAGGGGUCAUGGAACGAAUGAAACAGUAAAAAUCCCUUCAAGAAUUAAUCUUUAAUCUUAAACUCUUCUGAUUGAUUCAAUAAAUUUGAUAAUUUCAAAUAAUUUACUUAAAGCUUUUGAAUAAUAAUAAAAACACAAAUUUUUUAUCCGAUUUUUUCGAAAUUUAUAAUUAUUUACCACACGGAAUUAAAUGUUUGCUCUCAUAUAUUCAAUAACAUUAAUAAAAAUAUUACGUGUGUAAUAAAACAAGGUAUAUAGUAAAGAAGUAAUCAAAUUCAUGGAUCAUCUUUUUGACUAUUUAAAAAAAAAAUUGUAUACAAGAUACAUUUCUGUCAAUACCAUCAUUUGUAUCAUACAUAAAAAUAUUUUAAUUUUAGAUAUAAGGUUAUAUUAGCAAUGAAAUGACAGUUUUUUGACUAAACUUUUAUAAUGCUCAGUUUUGUGAUAUAUUUUUUUUAGUUGUAAAUAAGCAAUAUUUUAUUUUUAUAUGUAAUUCUGUACCAUAAAAUACCACAACUUAAUGAUACAUAUAAUAGUCACUAAAAAUUAUUUAUGUAAUUGACAGGGCAUCAACAUUAAAUGUUAUUUUUAUUCUUUUUCCCGAUAUAUAAACUAAUUUUAAAAUCUGGCAAUUUUGUUGGAUCCUCAUUUUUUACUAUUUUUCAUUUUUUUUUUGAUUUAUUUUUAUACUAAUAAUUAAUUUUAUUUUUGUUAGUUGAAUAUUUUUAUUUAAUAAGUUCUCCAUAAUAAGUAACCUUUUCUAAAAUUUUAUAUUUCCCAGACAAAAUGAAAAAAUAAGAAAAUUGUAUUCAGUAAAAGCUGCUUUAUUCGCGGGGUAUAUGUUCCAUAAAUAACCAUGAAUACGGAAUGAUAAUUUAUACGGGAUUAUAGGGGGAACGUUCCUAGGUGAUAAAAUAAUAAAAAACAAACAUAUAAAAAAAACAGUUUAAUUGAAGUUUUUGAACAUUUUUAUUAAUUAUAUUAAGCCUUCGCUAAUAGUUUGAAGAUUGGUACACAGGAGUCGCGUUAGCAAUUAUUCUCUUGAAAAUAAGACUUUGAUCCAUAUACAGAUGUUCAUAAAGAAAUCUCAAACCUCAUUUGCCAUUCUUGAACCUUCACCAAAAUUAAAUGUCACGUUUCAAGUGCUCGUUGAAGCCUCUUCUUCAAUGAGCUGUGGAUUUAACAUUCCCUCCAAUUGGUUUCAGUCAAAUCUUUAUCUUAAACUGUAAAAAUUGACUAUCGCAUUGACCUUAAAAAAGAAAUUUACAAAAUGGCGUCGACAUGAAAUACCAAUUUUUAGUCCCUUUUUUUACCUUUUAAAAUUUUUCAAAAAUACUCCAAAUUUUUGUUUGAGAAACAAUUCCAGUAGAAUAGUUUGUUCCACUCGGCCAGCUUGUACAGUAUGUCACAAAAUCUAUUGUAUCUGACAUAUUCUUGAGGGUCUAAGCUUUGAAAAUAUGCAUAAUAAUCAAUUUCUUCAAAUUUCUAGAUCAGAAUACCACCCUUAACAACAUACUUUAAGCAAAGUUGUGUUAAGAUCUAUUUUAAUUUUUUUAUUAGUCCAUUUGACGGCAUUUACAAAGAAUAUUGGGUUGUAUACCUCUUGGAAUCCUUUUAUUAAUAUGUCGCGUUAAAAAAACUUUUCUUAGCAUAAUUUAAAAAAUGAAAUAAACUAUUCAAAAAUAAUAUUUUUAUUAAAACAUACUUUAAUCGAAAAACUGUCGUUGAAAACCAAUUUUUAUUCGAAAAGUGCGUGAGUUUUCACUCGGAUUGAUAUUUUUGUAAGUGAGAAAAUUUUCUCUGAUAUAUAUGGGAAAAUGAAAAUUGUCGAGUCCUAGUUGUAAUAAAAGAAUCGGAAUAAAAUUAUUGUUUCGAUUCUAAUUAACUAAAAAAAAAAUAAUAAUAAAAAAUUUAAUAUUAAGAAUACAGAGCUGCAUUCUUCGUUCUUGCCAUAUUGUUUAUGUAUAUUAUUUUUUUGUAAAUUAAUUAUUUUAAAUAAAUAACAAAAAUGUUCGACUUGAUGUUACACCUCUUUCAAAAGAGCAGCCUAUAUAUGUAGAAGAUCUCAUUUCAGUAAAUCUGUUCUAUCUUUAA